CACCUCCUUCACGGAGGGCUACUGUCGUUCAGCGUCCUCACCGAAGUAUAAAGGCGUUGGCUGGGACUACUAGUAAUAGUACUCUCUUCCUCGCAUUUGUAAAGUUUACACUUCUUUUCUGGAUAGGCGAAUCGAGCGGGAGAUAAUUUUGGUGCUUUUAUUCGUUUGCACUUGCUAGUCCUUGAAAAGUAUUAUAAUUAUCUCCCUUUUUGUUGAGCGCACUAGUCUAAAGCACAACUAACUUUAAUACGCGGAGCGCUAGUCGACAUCGUCGACCGGUCCACAUUGAAACUGCACUGAGUUUUUCGAGAUUCGCGUACGCGAGUGCAUUAACGUGAUUGCUGCCACUGCUGGAUCAGUGUCCUUGGUCAAGAAUGGAGAGUUUUGGAAUGUUCCUGUUGGUGCUGGUCGUGUUCGCUGUUUACGCCCAAGCUCAAGACAUGCAGGUUACUCCGAAACCGCUCGUCAUUGUUGGUGGAGGUGUCUAUGUGCUAUCAUGCGUCGACAGCAGCGGUAAUGCUCGUAUCCAGAACCACGCCUGGCAGUUCACGUUCCCAGCAGGCCGACCUUCUGCUCUGAGUUACCAGAUUGUGGGAGUGUAUAGAGAGACGAUGGUCUUGAACAUCAACCAGAGCCUUUACACUGGCUUUCAGACACUUCAGGCGUCCUUCUUUCUGGACUGCUACGGGAUUACUCCACCGGCGACAUUCCCAACUCCAUAUUCUUCCAACAUCCAACUGUAUAAUGACGUGUGUCAGGAUCCGAAGUACUGCGCUAACACCACUCAAUAUCCGCAGGGGUCGACGAACUGCACGAGCAACAGUUCUGGUAGCUUGGUAACAUUCGACUGUACGUGUUCGCCUGGCGAUACGGGCGCUCCUUGUAGGGAGUUGCGCGACUGUAGGGAGAGGGCAGCAACACCUGCGGAUGCGGACAGGGACUGCAGUCCUACAUUCAUCACCGUUCUUAGGAUGACGAUACCUCAGAACAACGUCAUCAACGGCUCCACCUUCAAUGUGACUUGUUCCAGCGACAUCCCAUUCACAGCACGGGUCAAUUGGACCGUCAUCCCAGCGCCUCCCAUCGAGGCCUUGUCGUUCUCCGGACCAAUGGGCACCACGCUCACUAUCUCUCCCAUCACGGCCGACGUCGACAAAGAUACGGUUUCGCGCCCCAUGUCUGUGAUUUGCAGGGCUGACGUUACGGGCAGAUUAGGCCCAGGACUUGGCAGUGCUACGCUACCUAUUUGGUACGACGUUUGUGCUGAUGCUGAUGUGUGCACGCGAAACUUCGGCAUCCCACCGGGCACCUCCGACUGUGUAUUCCCGACCGCUGGCCGUCCGCGCUGUGUUUGUCGUCCUGGCGACGCCAGUCGAGUCUGCAGGAUAGUGGACGGCUGCGGUGCUACGGGUGCUAAUGCUACUGGCGAAGCAGCAGUGGACGUCCUUGGAUGUGUGAACAGCAUGGGAUGCAUGCACAACAAUGUCACCGGUGUUGUCGAGUGUAGUGGAUCGGGCAGUAACGCUGAAUCGGGCAGUAACGCUGAAUCGGGCAGUAACGCUGUCGUGCCAAGCCUCAUCGCGUUGCUAAUGGUGAUGGUCGGCAUGGUGAUCGGCAGACUCCAAAUCUAGCGCGUGCAUCUACAUUGUGUUCUAGCCUAGCGUCUCAAUGUGUAAACAUGGUGCACGGUUGCAUUUUCAUAACUGACGAAUCCACAUUACCUUCACAUACAAGAGCAUCACUUUAGAUUGCCAUCAAAUAAUGGUCAAACAUUCUUUGUGUGUUUUUCUGACAAUCUUAAACCAAGUCAUUUUUUUAUCAGAACAGUGUAACGGUAAUAAAGUUUAAAUUAAAUCUUGUUAUCAUAAUUGUCAGCAUUUCAUGGCCGGUCUUUAGUUAUUCGUACUCAGUGUUGCCACUGUUGGUAGUUUCACGUGUGUGUGUAUGUGUGUGUGUGUGUGUGUGUAUAGGGAUUCACUGGCCAGGAAAAGUCACUUCAAAUAGCUGUAUGGUGUAGACCAGGCUGAAUAGUGACGGUCAAUUCUUCAGCCUUGCAAGCUGUUGAAUGGUGCAAUCCCAGCACAAGUUGCUAUGGCUUCUGCCGUAGCAUUGCUAUCAUCGCCUCCGGCGAUGGGCGUCAAAGGUCAAGGUGUGUGUAUG
Molecule: messenger RNA, 2160 nt
Organism: Sycon ciliatum
Lineage: Eukaryota; Metazoa; Porifera; Calcarea; Leucosolenida; Sycettidae
Exons: 6
Coding region: 375-1631 (418 amino acids)
Source: RefSeq, a predicted model, not a curated record